Messenger RNA from Brassica oleracea var. oleracea, 1893 nucleotides. Its product is annotated as high affinity nitrate transporter 2.6-like. Lineage: Eukaryota; Viridiplantae; Streptophyta; Magnoliopsida; Brassicales; Brassicaceae. Gene Ontology annotation, cellular component: plasma membrane; plant-type vacuole membrane. Gene Ontology annotation, molecular function: nitrate transmembrane transporter activity. Gene Ontology annotation, biological process: cellular response to nitrate; nitrate transmembrane transport. The transcript is spliced from 2 exons. The record is from RefSeq and is a predicted model, not a curated record. The coding region runs from base 89 to 1705 and encodes 538 amino acids.
ACAACGAAGGCAACAAAGAAGAAAACAUAACCCUCUUCUGGCUAGACUCUUUCUUUAAUUUCUUCCAUUUUCUUUGAACAAAAGAUCAAUGACCCCCAAUGAAGACGGCUCUAUCGGGACCUCCUUGCAUGGAGUCACGGCAAGGGAACAAGUCUUCUCCUUAUCCGUUGAAGAUGGCCUUUCGUCUCAAGCCAUCCGAUCAGAUGAUCCCACAGCUAAGUUCGCCAUCCCGGUUGACUCAGAACACAGAGCAAAAGUGUUCAAACCACUCUCAUUCGCCAAACCACACAUGCGAGCCUUCCAUUUAGGAUGGAUCUCUUUCUUCACUUGCUUCAUCUCCACCUUCGCGGCCGCACCUCUAGUCCCCGUAAUCCGCGACAACCUCGACCUGACUAAAACUGAUAUAGGAAACGCCGGAGUCGCGUCCGUCUCUGGCGCCAUUUUCUCAAGACUCGCUAUGGGUGCCGUAUGUGACCUUCUAGGGGCACGUUACGGCACAGCUUUCUCUCUUAUGCUCUCGGCUCCAGCUGUUUUCUCCAUGUCUUUCGUAUCUGAUGCGGGAAGCUACUUAGCCGUGCGCUUCAUGAUUGGCUUUUGCUUAGCGACAUUCGUGUCAUGCCAGUACUGGACUAGCGUUAUGUUUACUGGAAAAAUUAUUGGACUCGUUAACGGAUGUGCCGGAGGUUGGGGAGAUAUGGGAGGAGGCGUGACUCAGCUACUCAUGCCAAUGGUGUACCACGUCAUCAAACUCACCGGAGCCACUCCUUUCACGGCGUGGAGGUUCGCAUUCUUCAUCCCCGGAUUUCUUCAGAUCAUUAUAGGCAUUCUGGUCCUCACUCUCGGCCAAGAUCUCCCUGAUGGUAACCUCAGUACCCUCCAAAAGAGUGGUCAAGUUUCCAAAGACAAAUUCUCCAAAGUAUUCUGGUUCGCUGUGAAGAACUAUAGAACAUGGAUCUUAUUCGUUCUUUACGGAUUCUCUAUGGGAGUUGAAUUAACCAUCAACAAUGUUAUAUCUGGAUACUUCUACGAUAGGUUUCACCUAACGCUUCACACAGCCGGUAUAAUAGCAGCCAGCUUUGGUAUGGCAAACUUCUUCGCCCGUCCCUUCGGUGGCUACGCCUCAGAUGUAGCUGCACGCCUCUUUGGCAUGAGGGGACGGCUAUGGACCUUGUGGAUCUUACAAACCGUUGGAGCUCUGUUCUGCAUCUGGCUCGGUCGUGCUAGUUCACUCCCUAUAGCUAUCUUAGCCAUGAUGCUCUUUUCCAUCGGCACACAAGCCUCUUGUGGGGCCCUCUUCGGCGUGGCACCUUUUGUUUCCCGACGUUCUCUUGGGCUUAUCUCAGGACUAACUGGCGCUGGAGGAAAUUUUGGGUCAGGAGUUACUCAACUUCUUUUCUUCUCCUCGUCAAGGUUUAGUACAGCUGAAGGACUUUCAUUGAUGGGUGUUAUGGCGGUUGUGUGUACUCUUCCGGUUGCAUUGAUACAUUUCCCGCAGUGGGGAAGCAUGUUCUUGAGGCCAUCGCAACACGAAGAAAGAUCUAAGGAGGAACAUUAUUAUGGAGGGGAAUGGACAAAGGAAGAGAAGAGCUUAGGACUACACGAGGGAAGUAUCAAAUUCGCUAAAAACAGCCAGUCAGAGAGAGGCCGGAAGGCUAUGUUGGCUGAUAUUCCAACACCGGGGACCGGAACUCCAGCUCAUGUCUAGUGAAGGAUAAACACAAUAAAAUAUUUUUCCACAUAUAAACAAUCCUCAAAGAUAGCUUUAUGUUUUCUUGUUUUAUGUUUCGUCUUAUGAGAGAUGUGCCGAGUAAGAUCCUGGCUUCAUAAGUGAGGUUCAGUGAGCCCGGUGCUCGUGAUGUAAAAUGUCGUUCUAUAUGAAAGGCUUCUCCAUCA